AUGAUAAAAUGUUGCGAUUAUAAAGAUGAUUAUAAGAUGAACUUUAUUAAAACUUUAUAAUUGGACUACAAUAAGAGUAUUGGAGAGCAUAUUACAAUAGUGAUUACAUCGAAAAAUAGUAUCAUGAUUUAAACAAUUGCAAGAGAGGGUGAUAAAAAGGAUAUUAAUCUUGCUAUUAAGGUUCCAUUUUUGCUUCAUAUUAAUAAUUCCAUUUAAAUAAAACAAAUGGUGAUGGACCUCAUUCAGUUAGUCUCCAUAAGGGUGUAGAAAUAGUGAUUAUAUAGUUGAUAAUAUUUAGUUAUUAGUCUAAUUUACUUUUGGACCCUUAUUUCUAUUUUAAUUUAUGUAUUGUGUAAUAUCGGAAGAAUUAAAGACUAAAUUUUGGAGAUUAGAUUAAAAUCUUUUAAAAUUAAUUCUUUUAGAUAGAUAAAUCAGCAAUCUUUAUUAAAGUCUUUGAUGACUAUUUUUAAAUGAUAUAUACUAUUCCAACAUUAUAAAUUUACAUUCCUUCUUGA
Messenger RNA from Paramecium pentaurelia, 515 nucleotides. The record is from the annotation of a GenBank genome assembly. NCBI's taxonomy places the organism in Eukaryota, Ciliophora, Oligohymenophorea, Peniculida, Parameciidae.